GCCUCCCUGGGAGCGCUGCGACGAGUGGACGACUACGUUUACGGGGUCUCCCGGCGGCCCAGAUGGCUUACAGAAGAGAUGAAAUGUGGUCUGAGGGACGAUAUGACUAUGAAAGACCUCCAAGAGAAAGAGUACCUCCUCGAAGUCACCCCAGUGAUGAAUCUGGCUAUCGGUGGACAAGAGAUGAUCAUUCUGCAAGCCGACAGCCUGAAUACAGGGACAUGAGAGAUGGCUUUAGAAGAAAAAGUUUCUACUCUUCCCAUUAUGUGAGAGACCGGUCUCCUCAUAAAAGAGACACUUCUUUUUUCAGAGAAUCACCUGUAGGCCGAAAGGAUUCUCCACACAGCAGAUCUGGCUCCAGUGUCAGCAGUAGAAGUUACUCCCCAGAAAGAAGCAAAACUUACCCUUUCCAUCAGUCUCAACAUAGAAGUAAAGAAAGACCUGUUCAGUCUUUGAAAACAUCAAGAGACACUUCACCCUCAAGUUCUUCAGCAGUUCCUUCAUCAAAGGUGUUAGAUAAACCCAGUCGGCUAACGGAAAAGGAACUUGCUGAGGCUGCAAGCAAGUGGGCUGCUGAAAAGCUAGAGAAGGCAGAUGAAAGUAACUUACCUGAAAUUUCUGAGUAUGAGGGGGGAUCCACGGCACCAUUGUUCAUUGACCAGCCAGAAGAACCUGAGACAAAUGCAACAGAUGGCAUAGAAUUAUUCGAAGACAGUCAGCUAACCAGUCGCUCUAAAGCAAUAGCCUCAAAAACCAAAGAGAUUGAACAGGUUUACCGACAAGACUGUGAAACUUUUGGGAUGGUUGUGAAAAUGCUGAUUGAAAAAGAUCCUUCAUUAGAAAAGUCUAUACAGUUUGCAUUGAGACAGAAUUUACAUGAAAUAGGUGAGCGGUGUGUUGAAGAACUCAAGCAUUUUAUUGCAGAGUAUGAUACCUCUAGUCAAGAUUUUGGAGAGCCUUUUUAGAUUACUUGCUCAGGCAAAAAAAAAGUUUCUAGGUUUUCCCCCCCUGGAUUGUGUAAAUCCUUAAUAUAUGGAAUUUUUGUGAUGAAGAGAAAUACUUUAUGAUAGUAACAUUUCCAAUAUCAAAUAAACAUCUAAAAUAGUCUAAGAUAUUUUAAUUAGAAUUUUUUUUAUCUACAUGUAGAGCUUCCUAAUCCAUACUUAUCUUUUUUUUCCCUCCUAAAGUGAUGGGUCAGUUAAUUUUUCAAGCUUUCUUGAAAAUGCAGUCCUAGAGAGCAGCUUUCUGCACUUACUCAUGUCCUGUAGUCUUCCUUAGUUAUGCGAUCAUUUGUUUGGUCACACUAGUGUAAUGUAUAGGUUAGAGAUCAUUCCACUUAAACAUUUAUAGUCUUUUUGCAUUUCAUAGUCAGUGACACCAUGUGAAGAUGUUAGAAUCCUGAGGUGAUUUUAUUGACUUGUUGCUUGCUUAUCUUAGGCUUUGUAACUUUUAAUAUGUUUAAGUAUAUUACCCAAGUAAACUGAAUACUUUGUUAUCUUAGAGAAUAUUUGCUUUGAGGAUAAUUCUCAUUGUGAUAAAACAGAGCACUUAAAUCUCUAAAAGUCACCCCAUAAUAAAAUCCUGUUUUCCAAGUAAA
Messenger RNA from Lipotes vexillifer (Yangtze River dolphin), 1597 nucleotides. It is a transcript of the gene PPHLN1, whose product is annotated as periphilin 1. The transcript is spliced from 8 exons. Lineage: Eukaryota; Metazoa; Chordata; Mammalia; Artiodactyla; Lipotidae. The coding region runs from base 63 to 965 and encodes 300 amino acids. The record is from RefSeq and is a predicted model, not a curated record. Gene Ontology annotation, biological process: negative regulation of DNA-templated transcription; protein localization to heterochromatin; negative regulation of gene expression, epigenetic. Gene Ontology annotation, cellular component: nucleoplasm.